AUGGCUGAUGCAGGACGUGGUCGUGGCGGAUUUGGACGCGGACGUGGUGACAGAGGACGUGGCCGCAGAGGCCCACGAGGUGGACGCAAGGAGGAAGACAAGGAGUGGGUUCCCGUUACCAAGCUCGGACGAUUGGUGAAGGAUGGCAAAAUCAGAUCCAUGGAGGAAAUCUACCUCUUCUCUCUCCCCGUCAAGGAAUUCCAAAUCAUCGACCACUUCCUCCCCGGUCUCAAAGAUGAAGUCAUGAAGAUCAUGCCAGUGCAAAAGCAAACCCGUGCCGGUCAGCGCACACGUUUCAAGGCUUUCGUCGCCAUCGGUGACUUCAACGGCCAUGUCGGUCUUGGUGUCAAGUGCGCGAAGGAAGUCGCUACUGCUAUCCGUGGCGCCAUCAUCCUCGCCAAGCUGUCCGUUAUUCCCGUCCGAAGAGGUUACUGGGGUGCCGCUCUUGGUGAGCCACACACAGUGCCCUCGAAGGUCAGCGGAAAGGUCGGCUCCGUCAUGUGUCGUUUGAUCCCUGCUCCCCGUGGAACGGGUAUCGUCGCCGCGCCAGCCUCGAAACGACUGCUCCAAUUGGCCGGUGUCGAGGAUUGUUAUACGCAAUCCAAGGGUUCAACAGCCACGAUGGGUAACUUCUUGAAGGCCACUUUCGCUGCGAUCACCAAAACAUACGCCUUCCUGACACCCGAUCUCUGGCGCGAGAUCCCGCUUUCCAAACUUCCUUACGACGAGUUCAGCGCACACCUACAACUCCAAGCGGCGAAGAAGGCAUACUGA
Molecule: messenger RNA, 774 nt
Organism: Pleurotus ostreatus (oyster mushroom)
Lineage: Eukaryota; Fungi; Basidiomycota; Agaricomycetes; Agaricales; Pleurotaceae
Gene: RPS2
Product: 40S ribosomal protein
Exons: 3
Coding region: 1-774 (257 amino acids)
Biological process (GO): translation
Cellular component (GO): ribosome; cytosolic small ribosomal subunit
Molecular function (GO): RNA binding; structural constituent of ribosome
Source: RefSeq, a predicted model, not a curated record